This is a messenger RNA of Protobothrops mucrosquamatus (brown spotted pit viper), 3461 nucleotides long. It is a transcript of the gene LRRFIP2, whose product is annotated as LRR binding FLII interacting protein 2. Gene Ontology annotation, biological process: regulation of DNA-templated transcription. The record is from RefSeq and is a predicted model, not a curated record. NCBI's taxonomy places the organism in Eukaryota, Metazoa, Chordata, Lepidosauria, Squamata, Viperidae.
GCUGCCGAAGCUCGUUGGUGACACUGCGGGCGCUCGCUGGCAAGAGUGGCCUGAGGAGCGACGCCGGGAAACAAAAGGCGAAUAGGCGGCGACACGGGCGACACGGAAAGUUUCACGCGCCUCGUGGUCGUGGACAGCUCGCGGUCGAUUUGGAGCCUGUUAUAUCCUACGAAAAAAGACAAGAUCCUGCGAGGGACAAAACCAGUGAAGCCGGCUUCCUUUUCCCUUUCCAGAAGCAGCUGAGUCCCAAGGAGAGCCCGGCGCUCCCUCGUCCUUGCUGCGCCGAGGAUCCGUCGUGGCUCCGCCCUAACCGGCUUGCUCGGAGUCCCUAGUCUCUUCGUUCGGACGGAGCUGAUCUUGGGCAAGAAAACUCAGAGCCGCUGGCGCUGGAUUUAGGCUCUUGGAUUUAAGACAAUACUGUGAGAAACUAUCUGAGAUUAUAUAUAAGCAUGGGGACUCCUGGCUCAGGAAGGAAAAGAACUCCAAUGAAGGACAGAUUUUCUGCAGAAGAUGAAGCCCUAGGUCAUAUUGCUAGAGAGGCAGAGGCACGCCUUGCAGCCAAACGUGCAGCCCGAGCAGAAGCAAGGGAUAUACGCAUGAGGGAAUUGGAACGCCAACAAAAAGAGCUUUCUCAGCGUUCUUAUGAUAGAAAAUGGGGACAUAUCCAGAAGUGGAUGGAAAAUUCUGAAAAUUCAUACCGGUCCAGCCGGCAGUCAUACCUGGGAGCUGGUGAUUUGGUAUCCUCUCAAAACACUGGUAGUCACAGGUCAUCAUCUCUAUACAAUGAACCUCUGGCAACAACUAAGAAUUACAGGGCUUCCCCAGAUGUAAACACUGGUUUGAUAAGAAGUACCAGUUUGGCAUCAUUAUAUGAUGAUGGAUUGUAUAAAUCGUAUAGUAAUCGUACUCCCUCAGAAUAUAGUUAUUCAAGAGCAAGUUCAGCACGAAGUAGUCCAGUGUUUACAGAUGAUGAAUCAGGCAGCAUUGCAUCCUCUGACCAUGCUGUACGAGGUUAUAGGGAUAGUGUGUCAAGUGAUUUUCAUCAUCAUGGGGAAACUGCAGCUGAUUAUUUUAGCCGCACUAAUCGUAGGGGAAGCAUUGUUUCUGACUUGGAUGAUGUCAGCAUUCCAGACAUGAACAAUCUUGAAGAGAAGACUGACAAACCAUAUUCUGAUUUAUAUACAAGGCCAGCAUCUCGCAAUUCAGCAACUCCUUUAAGUGGAAAUUCUUCUAGACGAGGAAGCGGAGAUACAAGCAGCCUAGUUGAUCCUGAUACUUCGUUAAGUGAAUUGCGGGAUAUCUAUGAUCUUAAGGACCAGAUACAAGAUGUAGAGGGGAGAUACAUGCAGGGACUUAAAGAACUAAAGGAGUCACUUGCUGAAGUUGAAGAGAAAUACAAGAAGGCCAUGGUUUCUAAUGCCCAACUUGAUAAUGAAAAAAACAAUUUAAUCUAUCAAGUGGAUACUCUAAAAGAUGUCAUUGAGGAAAGAGAAGAGCAAUUAGCAGAAUACUAUAGGGAAAAUGAAGAAAAAACUAAGGAAUUGGAAAGACAGAAACAUAUGUGCAGUGUUCUACAGCAUAAAGUAAAUGAGCUCAAGGAAAGCCUUUGCCAAAGAGAUGAACUUAUAGAGGAGAACCAGCGCAUGCAGCAGAAAAUAGAAUCUAUAUCCAAAGAGGUGUUUGACCUCCAGGAAACAGUUAAUUGGAAAGAUAAAAAAAUUGGGGCUCUAGAGAGACAAAAAGAAUAUUUUGACUGCAUUAGAAUUGAGCGAGAUGAGCUCAGAGAUGAGCUGGCUGACCUGAAGGAAACAAUGAAGAGAGGAGAGAAACAUGGAUUAGUAAUAAUCCCAGAAGUCACUCCAAAUGGUGAUAUUAACCAUAAACCAGUAAUUGGUGCAAUUACAGUUGUAUCACAAGAAGCUGCUCAAGUUUUGGAGUCAGCAGGGGAAGGACCACUAGAUGUUAGACUACGAAAGCUAGCAGGAGAAAAGGAAGAGCUAUUGUCACAGAUUAAAAAACUGAAAUUGCAAUUGGAAGAGGCCCGGCAGAAAUCCUCUAGGCAUGAAAGCACAAAUGCUGAUUUAACAGGACUUGAAAAUGGUUCUGAUUUGCAAUUAAUUGAAAUGCAGAGAGAUGCCAACAGACAAAUAAGUGAUUUCAAAUUUAAACUUUCAAAAGCUGAACAAGAUAUAACUACUUUGGAACAAAAUGUUUUAAGACUUGAAGGACAGGUGGUGAGAUAUAAAACUGCUGCAGAAAAUGCAGAAAAAGUAGAAGAUGAACUGAAAGCAGAAAAGAGAAAACUUCAGCGAGAAUUAAGAACAGCAUUGGAUAGGACAGACGAAAUGGAGAUGACCAACAGUCACUUAGUGAAACGGUUAGAGAAAAUGAAGGCAAAUCGAACUGCAUUGCUAUCUCAACAAUAGAAAGGAAACUAAAGAAUGCACUGCUCCUGGAAAUGCCUGAGCUUAUUUUAUAUACGUACAGGCUUUCCUUGGCAUAAAUUUUAAAACAAAGCUGUUCAGUGAGUUUUAGUUUCAUAAUAUUUUAACUUGAGCAAAUGGGAAAAACAGCUUACAUAUUUAUGCAAGUGAUGAGUUCUAGCCGCUUAAUUCAGGAAUCUGAUGGAGCCCAAUUCCCUAUAGUUGACUUAUUUUAUAUAAACUAUUUUCACACUUGUGAAAUCAAGUUUAUUCUCUGAGUUAUUUUCAACUGCUUUAAUUAAUGCUUGGUGCUUGGAAAGAGAUGCACGAAUUCAAGAGUAUUUGCUGCACAACAAACUAACCAAUUAUGUGCUUGAGAUCAUCACACGGCACAAGUGCCUUUUAAUACAGUGCAAUGAGAACUUCAGAGAUUAGAACAAAAUAUAAUGUGGAAUCAAAUACCAUUUAUUUUAAAACACAAUUGGAGUCUUGUUUGCUAAACUUUUUACAUUUUGAUGGAAAACACUUUUGUAAAAUAUUUAAAUUUAUAUAAAAUAGAAAUGACUUGUAUAAAAUCUGCUUUAUUGCAUGGUGAUGCACACUUGAGAUUUCAAUUUUAAACAGUACUAUCCCUAUUUUUAAUGUAAGAAUAGUGAGCAAGAUUUGUUAUCGUACAGUGUGUAAAACCUGAUGUGUAUGCUGCUUAAGUGUGGAGUGAAAUGUGGGUGGGAGAAAUGUGGCGGAUAUAAAAUUAUUAAAUGGACACUUUGCAUAGCAUGGGUGUGUCUUGUCUUAAUGUUCUCUGGCAUUUUCAUUGUUGAGCUUUUCAUUGUGCUAAUUCUGAAAAUUUUGAUCCUCCCACGCAACUCAAAACAUUACAGACUGAAAAUGUUUGUUAUUUAUUUUGAAUGAUAAACUUGACAGGAUAUAAUUAAGUAAAAACUAUGUCAGCAGGAACUGUUUAUAAUCACUAUGAUAUUACUAAUAGAAAAUUGCUAAUUUCUAUUACAAGUGGUCCUCAACUUACAACAGUUUGUU